GUCAACCAGUUUCCGAACGCAAUGCAAGUCUGAACAACGGAGAUCCAUCGCUCGGUCGGCGAAAAAAUCAAAAAAUUCCACCAUAUUUGCUGUGAAUAAUUAUUCAACGUUGAAUUUUGUUUACUUGUGCGGUGCCAGCGAAAUACAACAGUGGCUAAGGUGACGCCGUUCCCGAGUAUGUCUUAUUCCGCUAGGAAUAAGUUCGAGAUAGCCCGAUUUUCGGGCGAAGAUGACAACCACAUAAACAAGAAACUGCCAAAAGAAUUACUUCUACGGAUACUCUCCUACUUGGAUGUGGUUUCACUGUGUAGAUGUGCACAGGUGUCAAAACUAUGGAAUGUGCUGGCACUAGACGGCUCAAACUGGCAACGAAUAGACUUAUUUGACUUCCAAACUGAUGUAGAGGGUCCAGUAAUAGAGAACAUAUCCCAGCGCUGCGGGGGCUUCCUCCGACAGCUGUCGUUGCGCGGCUGCGAGAGUAUAGCUGACGGCUCCAUCAAGACUUUAGCGCAGUCAUGUCCAAACAUAGAAGAGCUGAACCUCAACAAGUGCAAGAAGGUGACGGACCAGUCCUGCCAGGCGCUGGGCAGGAAAUGCAGCAAACUACAGAAAAUGAAUCUAGACUCCUGCCCCAGUAUAACAGAUAUAUCAUUAAAAGCGUUAUCAGACGGAUGUCCGCUACUGACACACGUGAACGUGUCGUGGUGUCAGUCCAUCACAGAGAACGGAGUGGAAGCUCUAGCGAGGGGGUGCCCCAAACUUAAAAGCUUUAUAUGCCGAGGUUGCAAAAACGUAAACGACAAGGCAGUAUCGUGUCUCGCCACCUACUGUCCCGACUUAGAAGUACUAAACGUACAGGGCUGUGAGAAUCUAACAGACGAGUCGAUAUCGAAGCUGGGCGGCGCCAUGCGGCGGCUGUGCGUGUCGGGCUGCUCGCUGCUCACGGACGCGUCGCUGUCGGCGCUGGCCGCCAGCUGCCCCGAGCUGGUGACGCUGGAGCUGGCGCAGUGCGCGCACCUCACGGACGCCGGCUUCCAGGCGCUGGCCAGGAGCUGUCGUAUGCUGGAGCGGAUGGACCUGGAGGAGUGCGUGCUCAUCACGGACGCCACGCUGGUGCACCUCGCCAUGGGCUGCCCCAGGUUAGAGAAAUUGACGCUGUCGCACUGCGAGCUGAUAACGGAUUUCGGCAUCAAGCAGUUGUCCAUGUCGCCGUGCGCUGCCGAGCACCUCACCGUACUUGGUCUGGACAACUGCCCGCUGGUGACGGACGGCGCGCUGGAGCACCUCAUCUCGUGCCACAACCUGCAGCUCAUCGAGCUCUACGACUGCCAGAUGGUCACCAGGAAUGCGAUACGCAAGCUGAGGAACCACUUGCCCAACAUAAAGGUGCACGCAUACUUCGCGCCCGUCACCCCGCCCGUGGCCGGCGGCGGCGCGCGCCCGCGCUACUGCCGCUGCUGCAGCAUCAUCUGAGGCCGGGGAUGCACUACCACUGAACCUGUAGCGAGCUGUACACGUAUGAUCAGUUGGACCGUUGGAAUGUAUGCACGUCUUAUGAGAAACUUCGCCGUAUUAAUAGAUGUUGCUGUAUAACGAAUUUGUAAAAUUGAGAACAUAUUUGAGGAUUUUUUUUAUUCUUUACAAGUUAGCCCUUGACUACAAUCUCACCUAAUGGUAAGUGAUGAUGCAGUCUAAAAUGGAAACGGGCUAACUUGUUAAGAUGAGGAUGAAAAUCCACACCCCUUUCGGUUUCUACACGACAUCAUACCGGAACGCUGAAUCGCUUGGCGGUACGUCUUUGCCGGUAGGGUGGUAACUAGCCACGGCCGAAGCCUCCCACCAGCUAGACCUGGACCAAUUAAGAAAAUCUCAAUCUGCCCAGCCGGGAAUCGAACCCAAGACCUCCGUUUUGUAAAUCCACCGCGCAUACCACUGCGCCACGGAGGCCGUCAAAAAAUACACUUUAAGUAAUUUAAUAUCACGUGUCUCAAACGGUGAAGGAAAACAUCAUGAGGAAACCUGCAUACAUGAGAAUUUUCUUAAUUCUCUGCGUGUGUGAAGUUCGCCAAUCCGCAAAACCCCUCUCAUCUGAUAGGCGACUCGAGCUCAGCAGUGAGCCGAAUGUGGGUUGAUAAUGUGUGUACCGUCUAUUAAAUACAGAUGUUAGCUUCACAAACUAAGACGCUCAGAUACCUACAUUUAAUUAUCCAUAUAACGACAAAGUCCCUAUAACGUCGAAAUUACUUGCCUGUGGAUUAUUUAUCUUCCUAUUAAAACGAUUAUUUGCUACUUUAACGUCAACUCUAAAUAACAAUCACGGCUCAUAUAAACGUGGAUUAGGAUUUAAAGCUCAAAUUUAUUCAAAGUAAAUUGAACUUUAAUUAGUAGUGAUUAAGUCCACUUUACUUUGAAGAAAAAUGAGGUUUAAUUGUUUUAUGAAUAUGGGGUUAAAUGUUAAGUUUACACUCUAUGUUGCGCUAUUCUGUAUAUUUAUAAACCUCGACAGGGUUACUGCCCUAUUGACAAAAACGGUCAAGCGAUUUAGCGUUCCGGUACGAUAGCGUAUAAAAACAAUGUAGAAUUGAAUAAAAGAAAUAGUGCAAUACUACAUAGUCACUUACCAUUUAGUGACAUCGCAGUUAAACGCUAAUUUGUCACCGCAUUUUGAAAAGCCUUACUCAUGUGCGACUAAUCUUAAAAACUUCUAAAACUUAACCAUAAGUUUGUUCGCGAAACGCAAUGGAUGCCUUCCAGAUGACGAGAACGUGGUCGGGAACUUAUUUGAAAAAUAAUAAUGUGAACUUUAAAAUCGAUUUCAUAUUAAAUCGAUUAUUUAUUCGACUUGUGUUAGGGUGAUUAUACAUUAGUGUAAUUUAGUUUAAAUAUAUGUUGAAAAAUAUGUUUAGGAACAUUUUUUUACUAACUCUUGUGGUAAACUAUUUUAAUUUAAUUAAAAUUUAAAAAAAAAACGCAUUUUUAACAAUAACUUAGUAAAAAAUAGGUUAAGACCUCACUAACGAAUUUUUGUUGUGUAACUCUUAAUCACAAUGUGACGUCACGCCUUUCAAUGCGAAGUUUCGUUGUUGCGACUUUUUUGUCGCGCGACAGUCGCUAGUGUGUAAAAUUUACCGACGUAAUUGUAUGACGCUUACAUUAGAUAGUUUAAGGUUUAGGUGACAAUAUUAAGUUAAAUUCAAGUUAAUUCACCUUACUAUGUUGUAAUAAUCAAAUGUCAAAAUUCGUUAAUUCAUUAAUAACAUAAAUAAUAAUCAAAUGUCAAAAUUCGUUAAUCCAUUAAUAAUUCUUUUUGAAUUGUCAAUUUUUUACAUUUUGACGUGAUUGUAAAUUAAAGUUAAAUUAAUUUAUGAGUUGUGAUUUAAAUAAUUAUGUAUUAUAUUUUGAAUUAAUCUGAAACCAUAGCAGAAUCAAAUGUAACAUAAGGUAAUUUUCAACGUUAGAAAUGUGUUAAAAUACAUUACAUAAAAUGCAUACUUAAAUUAUCAUAAAAUACAUAAAUCUCCAUAGUAUCUCAUAAAAAACAUAUUUUGCAAAUUUGGCAUUAACUUUCUCAAUGUAAUAUCGACUUUAUGUCUUUGUCGUAAAGUCGUUUAUUGUUCUGUCUGACACUUGGCACCUCCACACAUUAACAAUUUGUGUUUGUGUGGGUGGGUAUGGUUAUACAAACACAGUGUAAGAGUUGCCAGAUUAAAGAAUUUACGUACUCCUUAGGGUAUUCAAGUAUAGACGAGUUUAACCAUUUAAAAUUUAUUAAUUUAAAAUAUUUUAGGUUCAUUUUGCUCUAUUUUUACGGAAUUUCGCAUAGAUUUCAAAUCUAUACUGUUGUAAUGAUAUCAAAAUUGGUUUUAUUUUUGAAAAAGGCAAAAAUAAGUAUAGCCUGAAUUUGGACAACCGAAAUUAGGUCGGAGCUAUUUAUAAUUUAUUAUUAUUAAUAAUAAGUUCUGUUGAAGCAAUUAGUGUGAUAUAUUAGUGAAAAUAAUUUAAUUAUUGUUAUUAUACCAGCGACACGCUACGAGGGCCAUUUUAAGUUUUACGCUCAUGAAGCUUCGUUAAAUUAAUGAUUACGUACGUAACUACUGAAGACAUAAUAAUAUAUCACGUUAUGGUAUUUUUUUUGUCAAAUCUUUAACAAAUGAGUUAUUGAUCUUAUAUCUAAUAGCAUCUUUUUAAAUAAAAUAUCUUGUAACCUUUUAAAACCUGCCCAACUACUGGCGAAAUCAUGGACCAGUAGAUUUUUUAUAUAGUAUUUUAAAAUAUAUGACGUCAAAACGGCCUUCGUAGCAUGUCGCAGAUAUAUAUCGCUUACAAGGGCCAUCUUGCAUUACUAAUAACUAUUACAAUUAUUAAUUAAUUGAGUAAAUGAUCAAUGUAUUAUAUAUUAUGAAAUUAUAAUAUUAUGUAUACUGUAUUAUACAAAAAAUGUUUACAAGACUUGCAUUACAAUAAAAAUGAUGCGUAUUUUUAA
Bicyclus anynana (squinting bush brown) is the source of this 4483-nucleotide messenger RNA. RefSeq names its product F-box/LRR-repeat protein 20. The coding region runs from base 178 to 1473 and encodes 431 amino acids. Gene Ontology annotation, cellular component: SCF ubiquitin ligase complex. Gene Ontology annotation, biological process: SCF-dependent proteasomal ubiquitin-dependent protein catabolic process. The transcript is spliced from 13 exons. Gene Ontology annotation, molecular function: protein binding. The record is from RefSeq and is a predicted model, not a curated record. Lineage: Eukaryota; Metazoa; Arthropoda; Insecta; Lepidoptera; Nymphalidae.